Arabis nemorensis is the source of this 636-nucleotide messenger RNA. The record is from the annotation of a GenBank genome assembly. Lineage: Eukaryota; Viridiplantae; Streptophyta; Magnoliopsida; Brassicales; Brassicaceae.
AUGGUAGUCGCGAAACAAUGUCCUUACGAGGAAAUUCGUCUGAGAAGAGUGGAAGAGAACAAGAAACGAAUGGAAGCUCUCAAUCUUCCAAAGCUCUCUCAAAAUCUCCAUUCGAUCUCUGUCAAGAAGACUUCCCCAAUGAAGAAAUCUACUCUUCGGACAAGAGAGAAGCAGCUGAUUGAUGUUCAACGAGUGAAGAUACCCAGAAGGGUGUGCAGCAGGAGAGGGAGAGAUUUCUMCAAUGGAGUUUAUGUGUCUGAUGAGUGCAGAGAAGAGGCCAUAUCAAGAGCUGAGAAAUUGCAGGCUGAUUUGGGUAGUGAAUUCCCCAUUUUCGUUAAGUCCAUGCUUCCCUCACAUGUUUCUGGUGGCUUCUGGCUGGGUCUUCCAUCUCAUUUCUGCAAAUCACAGCUCAGUAAACAAGACGGUGUCAUGACUUUGAUAGAUGAAGAAGGCGAGGAGUUUGAGACCGUGUACUUAGCGAGAAAGACUGGACUUAGUGGUGGAUGGAUGGGUUUUGCGAUUGCUCACAAUCUAGCAUAUGGAGAUGCACUUGUUUUCCAGCUAGUUCGAGCUAACGCCUUCAAGGUUUACAUUACAAGAGUUGGAGGAAGUUCUGAAGAAAGCCAAAAGAUAUGA